Molecule: messenger RNA, 4332 nt
Organism: Schistosoma rodhaini
Lineage: Eukaryota; Metazoa; Platyhelminthes; Trematoda; Strigeidida; Schistosomatidae
Source: the annotation of a GenBank genome assembly
AGGUGAUAUCGUUAACUGUAUUAACAAAAGUCUACUAAUAUGAUUAUUAGAAUCAUUUAAUAUAAAAGAUUAGGAUUAAAUGCCGCUUUUUCGGAUUUUCAUUCAUUUUUCAUUCAAUUAAAUUUAAUUCAUACAUAGAAAAUGAAUGACAGGAUUUAAAUCUUAUUUGCCCGGAAACUCAGUCAGUGAAUUAACUACGACCUGUUGUAAGGCUAUGACAUUUACACUUGGAAGAGCAGAUUAUUGUUAUGUAUUACAACAAAUAUCACGGAUUACAAUGAAGUAACGCACGAUGACCCAGAAGAACAACCAAACAUGUAUGAACAAAUACCACGAAAAAUUUGUCUACAUUGUUACCGAUCAGAUUCCUUUCAAUUUUCGUAAAAGUCCUUUUUCAUUUUAACUGAUCGCUUAUGUAAUAUGGUAACGCGAACCUACCUAGAAAUCAAUAAUGAUGGUUAUACCUAUAAGCAACCUGUAUCAUACUUCACACCGAAUUCACAAAAUUUCCAACGACAAUGGAAAAGUCAUCAGAAUUUACAUGAAUCACGCUUGCUUAAUCGUCAUGUGUCCGAUCAGUACAUUACCAUACCAACAACACGUUUAAAUAAUGAUUCCCAUAAAAAUGUAAAGGGAUGUUGUAAUAUUACUUUAAGUAUUAAUAAUAAUAAUAAUAAUAACAGUCACUGUAAUAGCAAUUAUAGUAUUAAUAGUGCAAACAACAAUUGUCUGCAACAAAAUUUUCACAAGCCUCCAUUAGAUGUAUAUAACAACAUAAAUAAUCGUCGCCUAGAACUAAAAGAAAACCCCUCUACCAUGAGGUUCGGUGAAAAAUUACGUUCUACAUCCCUGCCACCACUAUCACUUCCUAUAAAUUAUUUUACUUCCCAAAAAUCAAUAAUUGCCAAUACUGGCCACACCACACCGUCAUUGGUCAAUCAGAUGUGUCAUAAAUUCUCCUCCACCUCCGCAUGUCAACAUAGUGGUGCAGAUUGGGAAGAUUGCCGUAUUAGCAUAGAUUGUUUUGGUAUUAAAGGAAAACACUGUAAAUCAAUAAGGCACCUACACAAAAAUCACAGUUAUAAAUCAGCACCGCAAACGUAUUUAUUAUCAUCAACACAUAUUGGUAACACACAGAAUGGGUUGAAUGAUAAAUACUUGCUCCCUUUGCCAAUAAGGACACCUUCUAUUCAUUUAGAAAAUAAAAAGUUAAAUAAAACAUCCCAAUCAAUAAGACCGCAUAGUUUAUGCGCUAGAUCUGUCCGUCUAUCAAUUAUACCAUUGAAUCCAAUCUACAAAAGAUCACCAUCACUAGGAAGAAGAAAACUGUGUUUACCAAAUCACAAUAGUCAGUCGAUAAGAACAGGAUCAACUAGAAACACACCUUGGAUUAAUUCAUUUGAUUUACGUAAUUGUCAAACAGUUCUCCGUAAUUGCUGGCGUAAAAAUUUAAUUCAAAGAAUGGCUUUCAAAAUUGAUGAUUUUACAAUCCAAGAAGAUCAAGUAAAAGGUAAAAUAUCAGUUACCCCUGUUUUAUUCAUUAUUGCUUUUCACUUUGAUUUGUAUAGAUUUUCGUCGUACAGUUUUAAUUUAUUCAUUGUACUCAUUUAUCAUUUAACUCAUUUACCAGUUAUAGACUUAUUUACUUGGCUUCUGGCCACACUCCAAGUGUGAGAGUUAGUAGUGAUACAACCACUUUCCUUGAACGGACAUAAUUGAAGGGGGGUUUGAACAUGAGAUUUAUUCAUUAAAAGUAGAACCCCUUGAUCGUUAAGUCACCACAUUCAAUCCGUAAUUUCUUAAACGAUCAGCCGAACUACAGAAAACUAUUCCUACCUAAAUUUUAAACCCAUUUAAAUCUCCAAGUUUUGACGUCAAUGAUAUAUCUUCUAGUCGUAAUAUAGAACAAGAGAAUUAAAAUUAUUGAGUGAAAACCGAUAAGGAAAUUUCAAAGUUCAUUUCUCUAAGUACUAGAUCUAUUACCAAUCAUAAAAUCAUCACCAUAUAUAUUAGUGAUUCCCAGUAAUCUAAGAUGAAGUUAGAUUUCGUCAUCUGUACACUUUUAAGAAUAAAUAGAGGUUGUUGAUUUGCAAUUCAUUCCGGACUCGAUAAAACUGAUCAGAAUAAGAGAAAAUAAGUGUCGAUGGAAACCUAAUUGGUUUUUUAUCCUUGUUCAGAUAUAUUUCAUUGAAAUACCUUCAUGUACAUCUUCAUCUGGAAUUUACUUCCUUCAUUAUCCCAAUUUAUGUAAACACAUGAUUCUUAAAUGCUUACCAACUUACUUAAUCCUGAUACCUUUAUUAGGAAAUAGGCUACCGACCACGGAUCUCCAACCAACACUGUCUUGAGUUCUCCUUUCCAGUUGAUGCCAAAUGCUGUUCACCAUCUUCAUAUCUGCCUCUUAUUUCCCGGUGUAAUGUGUUCUCUGAUCUGCCUCUUUCCUUUUGCCUUGUGAUGCAGUUUGAUGGUUUCCUCAUGGUGUGACCUAUCUAGCUCCGGUGUCUUUCCCAAUUUUCUCCUAAUCUGAGACCUAAUUUACCCCUCUGCCUUAGUAGGUUAUUCCUGAUGGUCUUUGGCCAACAGAUCUGACGUAUCUUGAGUAGACAGCUUUUUAUAACUACUUGUACUUUUUUGCUGACGGUUAUGGUAAUUCUCUAAGUUUCAUGUCUCUUCAACAUCACUAUCUUAACGUCAGUGUUGAAAAUUAUAACUUUACUGCUGGCUGACAGUCCUUUCUAGUUCCAUAUAUUCUUCAGUUGUAGUAAUGUAUAUACGUGUACUUGUUCUAUUUUCUGUGAUACUUCUAUCUUUUUUUUUCCAGUUGCCAAAGAUGUUUUCAAACGUUUUGACAAAAGAGGACAAGAAAAAAUUAGCACCACUGAUUUAGGUCCAGCUUUUCGUGCACUUAAUCUUACUGUUAAACCCGACACUUUGAAAGAAUGGGCUGAUCAGGUCGAUGACGAUGCAACUGGAUUCAUUGAUUUCAAUGGAUUUCUAAUAUGUUAUGGAAAGAAACUUCAAGAAGAUCAAGAUGAAAGAGAUUUAAGAGAUGCAUUCCGAGUUUUGGACAAAAAUAAACGUGGAGAAAUUGAUGUCGAAGAUUUAAGGUAAAUUCAGACUCUCGAUAAUUUCACUCUUGUUUCAAACAUUCAUCAUACUUAUUUAAUUGGAUUUUUUUCAAAUGAACUUCUAGUUACAGAUAAUUACUUGAUAUUGUAGCCAGUGAGCAUAAAGAUGACUAUAUAAUCCGAUGAAUAUCUUCUACAUGUGCCUAUCUUAAUAGCCCGGUAAUAUCACCAGCCUGACCUCAACACAAAAUAAAAGCGACUCUAACAUCAGUAUGGGGUCUAAUAUAUCGAACACUAGAGAUUAUUAAGCAGUUUGACUGGAAAGGAAAUUAUAUUCUGUUGGUUAUUUACUACAAUGUGUGAUGUGUGGGAUCGAAAAAUAACAACUUCAUUAGAAUUUAUAAAGGGACCAGUUACGUAAUUUAUUAUCACACCUAACAGUCCAACUUCAGUGCGGUCGUAAGCGCAUAGUUUUAUAUAUGCAUGUAAGCUACUCAUAAGUAGCACGAAAUGAUUAAAACAUUUGUUUGCAUUAAUUUUUUGAUUCCAUAUUUCUCACAGAUGGAUAUUAAAAGGUCUAGGCGAUGAUCUUACUGAAGAAGAAAUAGAUGACAUGAUUCGAGAUACUGAUACCGAUGGGUCAGGAUUUGUCGAUUUUGAUGAAUUCUAUAAAUUAAUGACAUCUGAAUAGAAUUUACAAUUUCACUUCAAUGAACACAAGUGGAAAAGAAUAUCAAAUUUACUCAAAAUUGCAUUUCAUUUAACUUUUUUCUCUUGUAACAUAUUACUAUUAUCAUUAUUACGCAACCACAAUGCUUCUUGAUCAGUUAGUGAAAUGCCUUAUUGGACAGUCUUAGUUUCAUCAAUGAUGCAUCGAUCGGUUCAUGUGACUGUUUUUUUCUCCUUUUUUUUACACACAUCAAUUACAGCUUACCCUAUAAAAUUGUACUGUAGUUAUGUUUGGAUUAAAUAAUGAUUUGUGCUGUAUCAGUUUUUUUUUAUCCCUUAUAUUAUUUUAGUGUUGUGUCAUUGUGUUCUGAUGCAUUGAUCAGUCUAAAUGAUCUUCUGUAUGUUACUUGAAUUGUCAAUAGUUGUAAAACCUCUACUUUCUUUGUAAGCUUUAACCCUAACAUUAUGGAAUUGUCUCUUUUAAAAUGGAUUAGUUGAAUAAUGAAUUACGUUGUAAUGACUAUCAGUUCUUUCUGUUGUUUGUUUUUUUUUAAAAAGGAAAAGAAAAAUAAAGAUUAAUCUAACAUUAUUUACU